Heteronotia binoei (common prickly gecko) is the source of this 2192-nucleotide messenger RNA. RefSeq names its product NudC domain containing 3 (gene NUDCD3). Gene Ontology annotation, cellular component: cytoplasm. Gene Ontology annotation, biological process: protein folding. The transcript has 6 exons. Lineage: Eukaryota; Metazoa; Chordata; Lepidosauria; Squamata; Gekkonidae. The record is from RefSeq and is a predicted model, not a curated record. Bases 204 to 1289 code for a protein of 361 amino acids.
UUUCGUCGCGGACCGGAAGCGCUUGUCGCCGGGGUCUCGGGGUUGCCGUGACAGCGGAAGAUUCGAGUCUUCAAAGGCUCGUUGCUGAGGGAGGCGAGUCUUGUAAACGGCGGCAUCCGCACCACCUCCCGGGGCCUAGUCUCAGCGUUGUAAGUCGACUAAUUUAGCGGAGCGUCCUCCCGGUGACCUCCCCGGCUCCGGCCAUGGAGCGCGCCGCCGCUAUGACGGACAUGUACGACCAGGCGUUGCUGGGCAUCUUGCAGCAUGUGGGCAACGUCCAAGAGUUCCUGAAUAUUCUCUUCGGCUUCCUCUACCGCAAGACAGACUUCUACCGCCUCCUGCUGCAGCCAGGGGACCGGCUGGGUUUCCCUCCUGGCGUGGCGAAGAGUAUGACUGUCAGGGCAUUCAAGAAUUUUGAAGAUUUGGCUCGUCAUGAUGAUGAGAGAAGACAGCACGAACUUGAGGAGAAGCUGAAGAAGAGGGAGGAAGAAGCUGCAACUGUGGCAGAGAGGAUGAAGGUACCUGUUGUAGCUGAGGAGGUUGAGAUCAGCUCAGCAGCGGAGCAGAACUCUGCAUCAGGUGAUGAAAAGGCUGCUGAAGCGCCAGAGUCUGCAACAGUACCAGAGAGGGUAGAAGCAGAAGCUGCCAGCACAGUGGCAGUUCCCCAAGUAGCAGCUUGUCCUGUAGAAGCUCAGCCAGCAGAACCGCCAAAGAAACAGGAACAGUUCCAGGCGAAUCCUGACAGUUACAAUGGAGCUGUGCGAGAGAAUUACACCUGGUCCCAAGACUACAGCGACCUGGAGAUCAAAGUGCCAGUGCCAAAGCAUGUCCUGAAAGGCAGGCAGGUGUCUGUGGAUAUAGGCAGUAGCUCAAUCCGUGUAGCAGUACAAGAGAGAAAUGGACAAUGUGUGCUCAUGGAAGGCACCCUCACUCAUAAGAUAAACACAGAGAAUUCUGUCUGGAGCUUGGAACCAGGGAAGUGUGUUCUUCUUAACCUGAAUAAAGUAGGCGAAUACUGGUGGAGUGCCAUCUUGGAAGGGGAAGAGCAGAUUGACAUAGAUAAAAUCAACAAGGAGCGUUCAAUGGCUACUGUGGAUGAAGAGGAACACGCUGUGUUGGAUAGACUGAGUUUUGACUACCACCAGAAGCUGCAAGGCAAGCCCCAAAGCCAUGAGCUGAAAGUCCACGAGAUGCUGAAGAAGGGCUGGGAUGCUGAAGGCUCCCCUUUCCGGGGCCAGAAGUUUGAUCCUUCCAUGUUCAACAUCUCUCCUGGGGCUGUGCAGUUUUGAUGAUGAGCGAAUCACCAACAUGCCAGGGAUAGCGGGGACGAAGCAGAUGCCAUUGCCACACUCCUCCUGCUUGCCAAUGACGUCAAACAGCCUCUUUUUUCCCCCUUUUUUGUUUUUGGUUCCUGCCAUUGUCAUCUGGGUUUGUUUGCAAAACGACAGACUUAAAACAACCAGUGUGUGGGUUUGGUUUUGGGGAGGGGACAAAGAGGGAGUGAAGUGUAAGUGUGGGUGAGUCCUUCCCUCUGGCAUCAGGUUGGCAGAUUUGAUAUGCGUGUGGGGGAAGCCUAGCAAAAGCAGCAUUACGUACUGUGUUGCCACGGCAACCAGUGGCUACUGGUAGCGUCUUCCCUUCUCUGCUUGUUAAUGGAUUCAUUUGCUACUUGGGGGGGGGGGCAGCGGCGUGGUGGCAGAGUCAGUAUUCCCCCUUCCUGCUUUUUCAGGAAUAGGUGCAGCUUGGUGAAAUGAUGGCAGCUUUUCUGUCUUGCUUAUUUGAAGCUGCAUUCUGUCCCUAGUUCCAGCAUUUAAGAAACCUGAUCUCAAAGCACUGGGCAGUUCAGCCCUCUUUAAAACAUGGACAGUCUGCAAUAGUGUCAUUCAGCAGUCUCUAAAAUAUUAGGUUUGGUCCUAACAGUAGGAAGUAGUUGUUGCAGGAUCCUACAAAUAUCAGAGAAGGAGCCAGAGACACAGGAAAGCUGUAUCCUAUCAACAGUGGUCUGUAAAGCACAGGCAUGGGACAAAAAAUAAAUAAAUGGGGAGGGGGGAAAUUGGGGAAACCUUGUCCUUGUCAUCCUGAUUCCAAAACCUGAAUUAUUUUGGUGCCCAGAAAGCUGCAUUUCUGUGUUAUGGGCCUGAGUUUGUUGUUAGUUGACAAAAGCAUUUGGAAUAAAAUAUACCUUUUCCCUC